CGCUCCGUGCGCUGGGAUGCCCGCGGCGAGGGGCUGUUCAUCGACCAGGCGCUCUUCGAACGGGAGCUGCUGGGCGGGGGGCCCGGCGCUGCCGGGGAGGCGGAGGUCUUCAAAACCAAGAACUUCGGCAGCAUCAUCCGCCAGCUUAACCUGUACGGGUUCCACAAGCUGACGAUGGGGCCGCCUGUUCCCGCGCUGGGGCAGAGGCUGGGGCCGGCCGCGGCGGGGGACAGUCCCGACAGCCCCGAUGGGCCCCGGCACCACUUCUGGAACCCCCACUUUCGCCACAACCGCCCCGACCUCCUGGUGAGGAUCAAGAGACUCACGAAGGCAAAUAAGGAGAAGCUGGACGCUGGCAUGAAAGUGCCCAGCCGCCUGCUCGACGACUUGCAGCACAUUGUUGGGAAGGGACUUGUUCCUGUCGCCCUCGACCCUCGUCGAGUCCAACGGGAGCGUGUGCCCAUAGACUACAGCACCAGCAGGGACCUAAAACUAAUAUACAUGCCAAAUUGUCGCUAGAUAAAAGGUGCAACAUGCAUCCUUCGCUGUGGGAAACUGUAUACAACAUAGAGAAGAAUGGAAAGGAGAAAGGAAGACUUUGAGAUCUACUUUAGAAAGACACUAGUUUUCAACGAACUCAAAACAAAUUCAGGAAAAAA
Manacus vitellinus (golden-collared manakin) is the source of this 659-nucleotide messenger RNA. RefSeq names its product heat shock factor protein 5-like. The transcript has 3 exons. Lineage: Eukaryota; Metazoa; Chordata; Aves; Passeriformes; Pipridae. The record is from RefSeq and is a predicted model, not a curated record. The coding region runs from base 175 to 519 and encodes 114 amino acids.